Molecule: messenger RNA, 1351 nt
Organism: Cebus imitator (Panamanian white-faced capuchin)
Lineage: Eukaryota; Metazoa; Chordata; Mammalia; Primates; Cebidae
Gene: FKBP3
Product: FKBP prolyl isomerase 3
Exons: 7
Coding region: 81-755 (224 amino acids)
Molecular function (GO): peptidyl-prolyl cis-trans isomerase activity
Source: RefSeq, a predicted model, not a curated record
GGGCCACGCCACGCCUCGGGGGGCGGGGCGAUGCCGAACUGCGGCGGGCUGGCUCAGUAAAGCGGAGGCAGCGGGGGAAGAUGGCGGCGGCUGUUCCGCAGCGGGCGUGGACCGUGGAGCAGCUGCGCAGUGAGCAGCUGCCCAAGAAGGACAUUAUCAAGUUUCUGCAGGACCACGGUUCAGAUUCGUUUCUUGCAGAACAUAAAUUAUUAGGAAACAUUAAAAAUGUGGCCAAGACCGCUAACAAGGACCACUUGGUUACAGCCUAUAACCAUCUUUUUGAAACUAAGCGUUUUAAGGGCACUGAAAGUAUAAGUAAAGUGUCUGAGCAAGUAAAAAAUGUGAAGCUUAAUGAAGAUAAACCCAAAGAAACCAAGUCUGAAGAGACUCUGGAUGAGGGUCCACCAAAAUAUACAAAAUCUGUUCUGAAAAAGGGAGAUAAAACCAAUUUUCCCAAAAAGGGAGAUGUUGUUCACUGCUGGUAUACAGGAACACUACAAGAUGGGACUGUUUUUGAUACUAAUAUUCAAACAAGUGCAAAGAAGAAGAAAAAUGCCAAGCCUUUAAGUUUUAAGGUCGGAGUAGGCAAAGUUAUCAGAGGAUGGGAUGAAGCUCUCUUGACUAUGAGUAAAGGAGAAAAGGCUCGACUGGAGAUUGAACCAGAAUGGGCUUAUGGAAAGAAAGGACAGCCUGAUGCCAAAAUUCCACCAAAUGCAAAACUCAUUUUUGAAGUGGAACUAGUGGAUAUUGAUUGAAAUAGCAGUGCUUCAGCUCUAAGGAUAUCAGCAACAAUGACAAGACUUGGCCUUGAAGAAACUUACAUAACUAGUUAGAACUUGUUACUAUUGUUAAGGGAAGAGUCAACUGGAAAAUUCAAGGAGUUAAUAAAAUUUGUUUACUUGAUCCCAACUUUUGAGAGAUGUAAUCCCUUAUGAAUCCCUGAAGUCUAAAAUACCUUCCUACGGCUAUGUAAAAUACUGGUCAAGGAAAACUCCUUUUACCUCAUGUUGUAAACGAAGUGGCUCAAUAAAAAUUUAUCCAGUGUCUUGAUUUGACUGAUUUGUUUGGUGUUAAUAUAUUAAUUUUUCUGAUUAAGUAACUGAAACUAUGGACCUCAUCAAACCAGGGAGUAACUCCCAAUAAAAUUAUCUGGACAGAUUGCCUGUAUAAUAAGACAAAAGCAUAGGGCUUGAGGGUAAACAAAAUGCUUUAAGGUCUAAAACAUCAUGGCAGGAAGAUAAUACCUUAAUUUAGGAGAAGUGUACUUCAAAAACCUAUGAGCCACUAAUAAAGGUAAACAUAAAAUUAAUAUUACUAAUUUAUUCCCCCCAAAUAAAUUCAUAAACAAUUA